Molecule: messenger RNA, 1526 nt
Organism: Nematolebias whitei (Rio pearlfish)
Lineage: Eukaryota; Metazoa; Chordata; Actinopteri; Cyprinodontiformes; Rivulidae
Gene: manea
Product: mannosidase, endo-alpha
Exons: 5
Coding region: 126-1460 (444 amino acids)
Cellular component (GO): Golgi apparatus
Molecular function (GO): alpha-mannosidase activity
Source: RefSeq, a predicted model, not a curated record
UGACGAACGCUGUCUGAAGCAAAAGUGCUGACCAGAAGUCCCAGUCCGAGCUUUGAUGUGCCCACCAUCAGCCCCACGCUGCUCCUUCAACAAUGAACUAUGGGAAGCUUCAAGCCGAGUGAAGAAUGGCCAGGUUUAGGUUCAAAACUUGCAUUGGAUCUGUUGCUUUGGUGUCCUUCCUACUCAUCAUAACCCUGAUUUUGAAGGCUCUCACACCUGAGGGUCCUUCUCUCUACAACCCAAGAGACAUUAGGGUGAUCCCAGACCAAAGGAAUGAUCCACAGAUCCAAAGAGACGGCAAGAAAUCAUCUGAAGAGACCAGAAUGAACGACGCUGCUGAGUCAAAUAGGAAUGCAGAGCUGGAAGCCACGCUCAGGAAGUUUCCUCCCCCAAACUACUAUCUCCAUGCUUUCUACUACGUAUGGUAUGGUAAUCCCAAGUUUGAUGGCAAAUACAUCCACUGGGACCACCCACAGCUGCCACACUGGGAUGCUAAGGUGGCCCAGGGUUACCCACAAGGCAGGCACAGCCCUCCUGAUGAUAUUGGGUCCAACUUUUACCCCUCUUUAGGACCGUACAGUUCCAGGGACCCCUCUGUUCUGGAGGCUCAUAUGCAGCAGCUGCGUACAGCAGCUAUCGGAGUCAUCGCUGUUUCCUGGUAUCCUCCGUCAACUAAUGAUGACAACGGUGAGCCUAUAGACAGCAUCGUGCCUUUGCUGCUCGAGGUGGCACAUAAAUAUCACAUUAAGGUUGUUUUUCACAUUGAGCCAUACAGAGGAAGAGAUGAAGUCAACAUGUUCACUAAUGUCAAAUACGUCAUUGAAAAAUACGGAGAGCACCCAGCGUUUUUCAAGUACCGGACAAACACUGGCAAACUUCUUCCACUUUUUUACGUAUACGACUCGUAUUUGAUGAACUCGGAGCAGUGGGCUAAGCUGCUGAAGCACACGGAGAGCAGCAGCAUCAGGGAUACUCCGUACGACGCCAUUUUCAUAGCACUGCUGGUCGAUGAGAAGCACAAGAUGGACAUCCUGACCGCGGGGUUUGAUGGCGUCUACACAUACUUCGCCACCAACGGGUUCUCCUACGGCUCCACUCAGCGCAUCUGGGGCUCCGUUAAAGCUUUCUGUGAAGACAAUAACCUGAUCUUCAUUCCCAGCGUGGGUCCGGGAUAUAUCGACACGAGCGUUCGACCGUGGAACUUUCAGAACACUCGAAACCGCAUCAAUGGCAAAUACUACGAAACCUCUCUGAGCGCAGCAUUGGAGACCAGGCCGGACUUUAUCUCCAUAACGUCUUUUAACGAGUGGCACGAAGGGACACAGAUUGAAGCGGCGAUUCCUAAAACGAGCCAAACUGUGUACUUGGACUAUCUACCCAACAAGCCGACAAUCUACCUGGAGAUAACUCGCAAAUGGGCCGCCAUAUUUGGCGGUGAGCGACAAAGAUGGCAGGAGUGAUCAAAGCAAACAUUCAUUAAUAAGGAUGUACUACUGAAAAAGGUUUUAUUUGCAAAAUGCACCAAA